Hordeum vulgare subsp. vulgare (domesticated barley) is the source of this 811-nucleotide messenger RNA. RefSeq lists its product as uncharacterized. Lineage: Eukaryota; Viridiplantae; Streptophyta; Magnoliopsida; Poales; Poaceae. Bases 83 to 589 code for a protein of 168 amino acids. The record is from RefSeq and is a predicted model, not a curated record. Gene Ontology annotation, biological process: vesicle-mediated transport; endoplasmic reticulum organization. The transcript has 6 exons. Gene Ontology annotation, cellular component: endoplasmic reticulum membrane.
UCGCACGCAGGAAGGCGCCUCCUGCCUGGACAGACCUCUCCUUCCUUCCCCGCGAGCACCGUCGCCGUCGUCGUCCAUCCCGAUGCAGCAGCGGCGCGGCCGGCCGUCCGGCACGGAUGGCUCCGACUUCUCCUACCGCAUGGUCGUCGACUCCCGGUACCAGAGGGUCGCCGACGGCAGAUCCCGCCUCGCCCGGCUCAUCCUCGUGCAGAUGCUGCACCAAGUCGCUGGGGGCGCGUCGCUGCUGCUGUCGCUGUCGAAGGGGGCGGAGAUAAACAAGUUCGCCGUGCUGUCCGUGGCCGCCGGGCUGCUGGCCAUUCUGUUGGGGGAAUUUGGGCGGAGGCGGACUGUGGCAGUGUUUCUUCGGUUGUACACAAGCUUGUCAUCAAUUGCUAUUGCAUUCUCUGUGACGUGCAUUAUUCGUUCAGACUUGUUCGUGAAGAUCAUGAAGCAAAACACAGCAGACAUCACAAGCUAUGAGAUGUUCGAUGUGGUCCGUGUUGCGCUUGGUGUCCUGCUCCAAUUGGUGGUCAUCGCAACAACAACCAGACUCCUGCAAAACAUGUCUCCUCCCAAGAGAACCUCAUGAAGGCCGUGCGUGACACUGUAGCUGCGCUCUACCAGUACAAAGGAACACCGUCUUGGGUCUUAUACUCAUGAAAUAGAAAUGCUAUAGACCUCUAAAGAAACGGCAAAUCUCCAUGAGUCCAUGUUGAUCAUGAGUUGCUUAUUUUUAGCCCCUCUUCUGUUCUCCGACUUGCCGGGAAUUUUUUUGUGGUGGCUGAAAGGCUAAUUGAAGAACUUCUAUGUC